UGUAACCCAACACGGAAGUGACGGCUCGCAUUCGCAGAAAGCGUUGUUUUGCUUCAUCUUCAGCGAACUUUCAGCCAAGUAGACACCUCUUUCACACUCAAACUUCAAAAUGUCUUCAGACUUUGAAGCCUACGAACAGGACUUUGGAACCCUGACAGCAGAAAUAACAAACAAAAUUGGAAGGAUUCCCAAAUUAGGUGGAAAGGAGAAGACACAGCUGGUUCUAAAUGUCGACAAACAGCUUGAAGAAGUCAGAGAAUUGAUGGAGCAGAUGGAUCUGGAGGUGCGUGAGAUCCCCAUCCAGAGCAGAGGCAUGUACCAGAGCAGACUGAAGAGCUACAAGGGGGAGAUGGAGAAGCUGGAGAAAGACUUUAAAAGGUCACGUAUUGCCUACAGUGAUGACGUGCGGAACGAGCUCCUGGGGGAAGACGCUGGCUCCUCGGAGAGUCAGUUGAUGAAGUUAAGUGAAGAGAGAGCACAUCUGUUGGACAACACAGAGAAGCUGGAAAGGUCAUCUCGGAGGCUGGAAGCUGGCUACCAGAUAGCAGUGGAAACCG
Messenger RNA from Oncorhynchus tshawytscha (Chinook salmon), 557 nucleotides. Its product is annotated as vesicle transport through interaction with t-SNAREs homolog 1A. NCBI's taxonomy places the organism in Eukaryota, Metazoa, Chordata, Actinopteri, Salmoniformes, Salmonidae. Gene Ontology annotation, cellular component: Golgi apparatus; SNARE complex; ER to Golgi transport vesicle membrane. The record is from RefSeq and is a predicted model, not a curated record. Gene Ontology annotation, biological process: vesicle fusion with Golgi apparatus; intracellular protein transport; retrograde transport, endosome to Golgi. Gene Ontology annotation, molecular function: SNAP receptor activity; SNARE binding.